GAAUCUCAUCAGCGCUCGGCUCAAACAUCACCAUGACCGUGGACACGGACACGGACGAUUGCGAGGCGACUCAAUCACCACCGACGGGCCUGAUGCGCGAUAUCUUCCGGUCGGUUAAUAGUUUGAUGCCGGUUCCAUUCACGGGAUGCCGGAUCCACAUGCUGGCCAAGGCCGAACGGAUAGGGUGGCCGGUCACGACGGUUUUAAAGCUGAACACGAACGGCCCCAAGCCAAGCGGCCUGUGGGUGUCGGCUUUGUAUGAAAUGGCGCAGUGGCAGGGCCUGAACGCGUCCGUCAUGACCGACCUGCACCCCAAGUCGGGCAAAUGGAACUUCGAGGCUACCAGUCGGUUGGAAACCGGUGCAAACUGGCUGGACGCGUCUCUGACCGGACAGGUGUGCGGAUGGACGCGUCCGGUCAAGUUACAGGUCAACUUGGACUACUGGCUUCCGACCAGGACGCUAUCUUUGUCCAUCGACCCGCUGUUCAAACACUGUGCCUUCCAACUCUUGCAAUCCGUGACGGAUCGGCUGUCACUGGGCGUAAAUUUGGCAUUCAAAAGAGACACCACGUGCGGCUUCAAUGAGUCUCGGUUACGGCCGAAUCUGGUGGCCAAGUAUGCUGGCCCCAAUUACCUGGUCAGCGGUAGAUUGAACACGACAAACUGGGCCACCAAGCUGGCGUACUAUCAUCAUUGCACGGACUGGCUGCAAACGGGCACCAUGGUUGACCUGAGCCCAUCCAGCUCGGUAGUCACUACCCGGUUGGCGUUUCGUAUUCUGUCCGACACGUCCAUGUUUCGGGCGGCCAUCGACACAAACGGCAUCGUCAGUAGCCUGUGGGAGAAGCGGCUGGGCGAUCGUAUGUCCAUGUCACUGAGUGCGUUCCUGAACCACGCGAUACAGGAUAGCUACGGGUUGGGUAUCGGUCUGUCAUUCGAAUGACAUGUAAUGACGUAAUUAUGACAAUG
Messenger RNA from Myzus persicae (green peach aphid), 970 nucleotides. RefSeq lists its product as uncharacterized. The transcript is spliced from 2 exons. Gene Ontology annotation, biological process: protein import into mitochondrial matrix. Lineage: Eukaryota; Metazoa; Arthropoda; Insecta; Hemiptera; Aphididae. The coding region runs from base 33 to 944 and encodes 303 amino acids. Gene Ontology annotation, cellular component: mitochondrial outer membrane translocase complex; mitochondrial outer membrane. The record is from RefSeq and is a predicted model, not a curated record. Gene Ontology annotation, molecular function: transmembrane protein transporter activity.